AUGGACAACCCUGUUCCAUUCACACCCAAUGCUCUCACACCCGAAUCCUCUCGUCGUACCAGUCCUCCCAUGUCUGCCUCUGACUCGGCCCCGGCCGGCUUCAACUUCAUCUCGGUCGAUCCCUCAUCACGAACAGAGAGCUCCUCCAGCCGAACACUCAUUCGAGCCAAUGCGGGUCGAUAUAUAUGGAAGCGCCGCAAGGCCGGCACCAAGGAACCCGUCAGAUCGAAACCAUACGAAAGACCAGGCAUACAGAGCCCUCCUCUAUCCAGCCCUCCCGCACAUGAUGAGGUCGUUGUGAAGUCGGAACCCGACAAUCAGGAAUCUCCUGUGAUAAAAGAAGAAGAUAUCACCCCAUCUGACACCACUCUUGUACCAUAUAAACGCGAACCGUCAUCUGAUACGAUUGAUUUGACCGCUUCGCUUAGUCAUGGCUUGAAGACACCCAUGCUGACUGUCUUCGGGACAGAGGUACCCGAGGAUACUGUUCGGCGGACAAUUAAAUACUCCGCCUCUGUCGUUAUGACAAAAAUGCUACCUCAGGACACCAAUUCCGAUACGCCCACAAUAUCUGAUAUAUGGCUUUCAAGCGCGCUGCGCAGCCCCGCUCUACUUUCAGCAUUUUUAUACGGCACACUCAGCCAUGAGUUUGUCCUUGAGCGUAUGCAAAGCGGAAUGCCUUCGAGGCAGAGACGGCAGAAAAUGCUACAAAUCAUGACUGCAGAGAACGAAUCGAUUAGGAGGAUUAAUCAAGCACUGCAAGACCCAAUGGCUCAAAAGACGGAUGAGCUGCUUAUGGCGGUGUUUCUCAUGGGAUAUAGUCGUUACGACGAAGCCGUUUUUUCGCCUGGUCGUGACACCCACAAAUCGCCUUUUAAUGACGUUCAGUGGGCCAACAUAUACUCAUACCUAGAUUACGACGAGGUACAUGUCAUGGGUCUGAUACGAUUACUUGAAAUACGAGGCGGCUUCGACGCUAUUGAGUUGGCCGGUUUAGCCGAGAUGAUGUCUCUUGCGACGGUCAUGUUUUCGUCCAAGUUUUUGCGAAAACCACUUUUCCCUUAUACACCAAUCAUUAAGACGGCCGGACGACACCAGCAACCCGACUGGCCUCAGCCCAUCCAGUUCCUUUUGGAAAUGUACAAAGGAGGCGAUUUCCCCAAAAUGAUUGAGCUUGGUCUUCCAAGUGAACUUAUUACUCUAUUCAAAGAUAUGUACAGUUACAACGCUGUCAUUGAACUAUACAUGCAAGGCAUUUUUGCUGGCUCUUUUGUGGGCUCCGAUGCGCCAAUUAUGGCCGAUCGCCGAAACUCAAUCCAACACCGAGCUUUAUCGUUGCCGACCGCAGACGAGUUGGGCAUGGGCGAAGUGUGCCCAACCUAUGAACCACUUAGGCUUGCUACGCUGAUAUAUUGUUUAAUUACUAUCUUUCCUCUGGUUCCCGCCAUGGCUCCUUUCUCUCAAUUAACCGCACAGCUGCGGCAAGCUUUGUUCAGCCAAUCCCUGCCGAAGGCCUGGAAAUCCGUACCCGAGCUCUUUGUGUGGACUUUGGUUGCUGGCGGUAUCGCAUCCAGCAAAACUGAGACAGUUACCUGGUUCGCCGCGAUGUUGAGUCAGGUCGCUGUUGCAACGAAUCUAUCGACGUGGGCAGAUGUCAAGAAGAUACUCAAGUCUGCACUAUGGCUAUCGCCUAUUUGUGACGAAAAAGGUGAAGACCUGUGGAAGAAAGCCGAUAAUCUUCGCUCUCAAGUCCAACGCCAUCAGGAGCAACAACAACAUCAACGACAUGACGUACAUAUGCGAUUAAGAGCCGAACCGGCCAGUUAA
This is a messenger RNA of Talaromyces marneffei, 1827 nucleotides long. RefSeq lists its product as uncharacterized. The record is from RefSeq and is a predicted model, not a curated record. NCBI's taxonomy places the organism in Eukaryota, Fungi, Ascomycota, Eurotiomycetes, Eurotiales, Trichocomaceae. The transcript has 2 exons. Bases 1 to 1827 code for a protein of 608 amino acids.